This is a messenger RNA of Rana temporaria (common frog), 1328 nucleotides long. Its product is annotated as extensin-like. The record is from RefSeq and is a predicted model, not a curated record. NCBI's taxonomy places the organism in Eukaryota, Metazoa, Chordata, Amphibia, Anura, Ranidae. The transcript is spliced from 2 exons. The coding region runs from base 12 to 1328 and encodes 438 amino acids.
GGGGGACGGGGAUGAGGUACCUUCCCCUGUGUCACCUGGGGUUCCCCACAUCCUCAUCUCCUUACCCCCCUUUUUUUUUAGCAUCUCAAUGGAGUUGCCUCCCCAUGUCUGCCUCCCUUGCUCCCUCUUUAUCCUUCCCUUCGUCCCAUCUCCACCUCCCUCCCUCUCUAUGCUUCCUGCGCCCCCCCCCAAUUUCCGCCUCCUUCCCACUCUAUCCUGCGCCCCCAUCUCCGCCUUCCCUCGCCUCCAUUCCUGCCUCCCUCCCACUCCAUCCUUCCCCUAUCUCCACCACCCUUUCUCUCUGUCCUUUCAAUGCCCCCAUCUCACUCUCUCUAUAUCUUUCCCCCCUGACCUCUUAUCUCUGCCCCCCUUCUUAUCUUUUAUUCCCCUACCCCCCAUAUCCACCUCCCUCCCUCUCUAUCCUUCCUGCCCCCCCCCCCCCAAUUUCCGCCUCCUUCCCACUCUAUCCUGCGCCCCCAUCUUCGCCUUCCCUCGCCUCCAUUCCUGCCUCCCUCCCACUCCAUCCUUCUAUCCUUCCCCUAUCUCCACCACCCUUUCUCUCUGUCCCUUCUAUGCCCCCAUCUCACUCUCUCUCUAUAUCUUUCCCCCUGACCUCUUAUCUCUGCCCCCCUUCUUCUCUUUCAUUCCCCUACCCCACAUAUCCACCUCCCUCCCUCUCCUUCCUGCGCCCCCCCCCAUUUCCGCCUCCUUCCCACUCUAUCCUGCGCCCCCAUCUUCGCCUUCCCUUCGCCUCCAUUCCUGCCUCCCUCCUUCUAUCCUUCCUCUAUCUCCACCACCCUUUCUCUCUGUCCCUUCUAUGCCCCUAUCUCCAUCUCACGCUCUCUAUAUCUUUCCCCCCUGACCUCCAUCUCUGCCCCCCAUCUUCUCUUUCAUUCCCCCUACCCCCCAUAUCCACUUCCCUCCCUCUCUAUCCUUCCUGCGCCCCCCCCCCCCCCAUUUCCGCCUCCUUUCCACUCUAUCCUGCGCCCAUCUUCCCUCGCCUCCAUUCCUGCCUCCCUCCCACUCCAUCCUUCUAUCCUUCCCCUAUGUCCACCACCCUUUCUCUCUGUCCUUUCUAUGCCCCCAUCUCACUCUCUCUAUAUCUUUCCCCCCUGACCUCCAUCUCUGCCCCCCUUCUUCUCUUUCAUUCCCCUACCCCCCAUAUCCACCUCCAUCCCUCUCUAUGCUUCUCCACUUCCCUUCCUCUCUAUCCUACCCCCAUCUUCCACCCUUUCUCUUUAUCCUUUAGGCCCCUUUCACACAGGGCAGAGGAUGUGCAUUGGCGGUAUAGCGGCGCGAUUUUUAGCGCCGCUAUACCAUCAUAUUAA